Debaryomyces fabryi is the source of this 1398-nucleotide messenger RNA. RefSeq lists its product as uncharacterized. The coding region runs from base 1 to 1398 and encodes 465 amino acids. Gene Ontology annotation, cellular component: cytoplasmic stress granule. The transcript has a single exon. Gene Ontology annotation, biological process: regulation of mRNA stability; cytoplasmic stress granule assembly; nuclear-transcribed mRNA catabolic process, nonsense-mediated decay. The record is from RefSeq and is a predicted model, not a curated record. NCBI's taxonomy places the organism in Eukaryota, Fungi, Ascomycota, Pichiomycetes, Serinales, Debaryomycetaceae. Gene Ontology annotation, molecular function: mRNA binding.
AUGUCAGAUCAACAAAGCACUGAGUCUGUGAAGCACACUGAGGCUAAUGAACAACUACCAGUCGAACAACAAGUAGAAAGUUUGGAACAACAAGAGGUUAAAGAACAAAAAGGACCAGCUGUUGAGGAAGAAAAGCAAACUACUAUCGAAGAACAGCCAAAGGAACAAACGGAGGAACAACAAGAACAACAACAACAGCCACAUUCAGGCCAGCAAACUCAACAACAAAAGGGAAAUGAUCAGGCGGUAGAUACGAAUCCAGCAAGUGCAGUUGAAGGUGGACGUGAAGUUUCCAACAAAAUCUUGUAUGUUGGAGGUUUGCAUAAAUCAGUUUCAGACGAAAUGUUGAAGGAUUUAUUUGCAGUUGCGGGUGCAAUCCAAUCUGUUAAAAUAUUGAAUGAUAAGAACAGACCAGGAUUCAAUUAUGCUUUCAUUGAGUUUGAAAAUACUCAAUCUGCAGAUAUGGCUUUGCACACACUCAAUGGAAGAAUUAUCAAUAACUCCGAGAUAAAAAUCAAUUGGGCAUAUCAAUCUUCAACCAUCAGCUCAUUAAAUCCAGAUGAACCAACCUUCAAUAUUUUUGUGGGUGAUUUAUCACCAGAAGUUGACGAUGAAACUUUAAAUAAGUCAUUUUCUAAGUUUCCAUCUUUGAAACAAGCCCACGUUAUGUGGGAUAUGCAAACCUCAAGAUCUAGAGGUUAUGGUUUUGUAAGCUUUGGUCAACAAUCAGAUGCUGAGUUAGCUUUACAAACAAUGAAUGGUGAAUGGAUUAGUGGUAGAGCGAUCAGGUGUAAUUGGGCUUCUCAUAAACAAUUGAACAAUAAUAAUAAUUAUAGAAACAACAACCGUCAUCAUCAAAAUAACCGUCAAUUUAGACCUUUUAACAAUGCAAUGCCUCAACAACUUCAAAAUCAAAAUAAUGGAAUGCCUGUCGGAAAUGGUCAAUUUAAUCCAAACCAACAAGGUAAUAUGCCCCCAUCUCAGCAACAACUUCAUAAUGUUUCUCAAGCAAAUAAUUCGAAUAAUGGUAAUCAGGCAAAUAUUCCAGUAAUGUCUCCUCAGUCAUACGACAUUGUUUUAAGACAAACCCCUUCAUGGCAAACUACUGUGUAUUUGGGAAAUAUCGCUCACUUUACACAACAAACAGACUUGAUCCCAUUGUUACAAAAUUUCGGCUUUAUCGUUGAUUUCAAGUUCCAUCCUGAAAGAGGUUGUGCAUUUGUUAAGUAUGACUCCCAUGAAAGAGCUGCUCUUGCGAUUGUUCAAUUAGCUGGCUUUACUAUCAAUGGCAGACCAUUGAAGUGUGGUUGGGGUAAGGAUAGACCUCCAAUGGGUCAAUUCCAGAACUUCGCAAGAGGUGUUCCACCACCACCAAUGUACAAUCAAGGUAGACCAUAG